Colletotrichum graminicola M1.001 is the source of this 408-nucleotide messenger RNA. RefSeq lists its product as uncharacterized. NCBI's taxonomy places the organism in Eukaryota, Fungi, Ascomycota, Sordariomycetes, Glomerellales, Glomerellaceae. The coding region runs from base 1 to 408 and encodes 135 amino acids. The record is from RefSeq and is a predicted model, not a curated record. The transcript has 3 exons.
AUGCGCCGGCCAGCACGCCAACUCGAGCAGCAGGUCGCAUACGAUGGCACCAGACACCUGCAAGGCAACGGGUCCAACAAGCGGUGGGAACCGCGCCAGGAAAAUUACAGCGACCAGUGCUUGGCGGGACGCGAGCAGGCAGAGCUUGUGUGGGAAGGUUAUUUCCUUGAUUGCGUAGUGUGGGGGAUCGAGAAAUGCCCGAGCAGGGCGUUGUUGGCCAGCCAGAGGAUCCGCGACUGCAACGUCGUGUCACUCUUAUUCGCCGGCUGCAUCGACUGGGAGAUUGAACUCCAAAUGAAGCAAUACUUCAUCCCGCCGGCCAUUGGGCAGGACCUAGCAGCAACAGAGCGGGCUUUCAAGGCCGAUUCGGACGCCAGUCAACACAGGUACUCCUACGACGUGAAGUAA